This is a messenger RNA of Pseudo-nitzschia multistriata, 3713 nucleotides long. The record is from the annotation of a GenBank genome assembly. NCBI's taxonomy places the organism in Eukaryota, Bacillariophyta, Bacillariophyceae, Bacillariales, Bacillariaceae.
AGUUUUACUUAGGAAUGGAAGUAAGUACAAUUUUCGGCACUUCAGCAACCAAUGUUAUGUACAAGUUACAGUAUUUGCGAUGCUCGACAGAAAUAUUUCUGUCGAAAAUCUAAAAUCUCAUCCAAUACGAAGCGAUGGGGUACAGUACACUCGUACACGUACCGGGACUCAUACAUACACGACACAGGCCUAGACUUCAGUCCCUUGCAGUACGGUACGUGUACUCGUACCUUACUCGUACGUACGACGGUCAUACGUCCUACCAUACGGUCGACAUUCGACAUACAGUAUGGUGACCCAUGACACAUGACAUACUCUCAUUAGAAUUUGACUGCGAUAUCUGUUUCGGCUUGAGAUUUCCUACCAUUUUUUCACCGUCAGUCGUCACUAUUCACAUCUGUUGCGUAUGCUCUCGAAAAAACACUUCUACUCUAUUUAUCACCAGAAACAAGCCUCGAUGGAAGUUCAAUGCAUGCAUGGAACAAACGAAGCAGCAAUCCGGAGUGGGACGAAACAACCUAGCGACGUGAAGCUGUGGGUCACUAGGGUGUCAAUCUUGGUGCUGUCCAUUUUAUCAUCGCCAUCGCAUUUUGCGCAAUCAUUUGCGAUCUCCAAAUCUCUUGUACCCCCCUCCCGAUGCUUGUCAGGUCACGAGCGUGUUUCCUUUAGCUUCCAAACAAAAGCGUUCCACGAAAUAGUCCAGACGCAUUCCCUUGCAUUGUUUUCGACGUCAAAUGCACCUUAUAUUCGAGAACUCGAUGGCGUGGACGAUUUGCAAGAGGGAUCUCUUGUGUUGAGUAGAGUGGAAUCCAGCCUGGGCUGUCACGAUUUACGACAACCAUACUUCCACAAGGCUGUGAUAUUGAUUUUGGACCACGAUCCCAAUGAUUUCACACAGGGAGUCCUUUUGAAUCGAGCCUCUGACCUCACGUUGGACGACCGAGAUAUUGUGUGCAUGGAUGGUGAUUGCGAUAGCGAUGACGACGGUGAUGGCAAUGACGCACUGAAGGAGGAUCCGGUUUCCGCGUUUUCUUCUACUUGGCGAAUCCACUUUGGAGGCGAUAUUGGUGGGUGGUAUGAAGAAGUGCCACAAUUACUCUGUGUACACAUGAUUUCCUCCGAGGCUGCCUUGGCGGUCUCCGACCCAAUUUUUCACUUCGAAGAUGGCAUUUUCAUCACUAGUUUUCCAGGUGCACGAUCUCUUGUUGAAUCCGGGGAGGCAACCUCCGACGACUUCUACACAUUCUCUGGAUUUUGUGGCUGGGAAAGAGACCAGCUUCAGAGGGAAGUCGAUAGGGGCUCGUGGUGUUUGGCAUCGUUUACAAAUACCAAAGAAACGAUACUUGUAGAGAGUGAAUCAUCGUCUAGGAGAAACGAGAGCGAUGAUUCUCGUCAUAAGCUUGCAGAUCUCAUUGAAAAAUAUUCUUGGAAAAACUCAGAGUACAAACCGCAGUCGGGAGGUCUCGAGUUUUGGCAUGAACUAAUGCAUAAUCUAGGCAAGGACAACGUGAAACCAUUGCUUCCUUACACAGCUCGUGAAGAUGGCAGUGAUCACCCUCAGCCCUUCUCAGACUUGAUGGUGAAAGAGUGGUCAACACAGCGUUUGAUAGUGACCAAAAAAAUGAAGAGCAAUGGGUAUGAUGAUGGAGGAAUCUAUUCUGGAUUAAACGACAACAACUGCGAAGAACCCGUGAGCCAGAUUGAUGAUGCCGACAUAUUCCGUGUAUUAAAGGCAGCAGCAACACCUACGCCUGUCAUGCAGGGUUCAAUUCUAAGGGGAUCAUCGUCUCCUUCUUCUCCUUACGUAACUAGUUCCCAGCUAUUUUACAAGUCAACCAUUCUGCUUUUGCAAGACACACCAGAAGCAUCGGUAGGUGUCAUGCUCAAUCUGCCAACAAAAGAUGCCUACGUUCUCCGUUUGGAAGACAAAGAUUACCAUUUCACAGUACGAUACGGAGGUCCAAGUGGGAAGGGAGGCGAGGAAGAUCCGUACUUCUGGUUUCACGACUGCGAUGUAUUAAAGGAGGAAGGGAUUGGACUUCCUGUUUCGUUCUCGAACGCACACCCUGAACGCAGCGACCCUCACGGUAUACAUGUUUGCGAUAUAGAAGACGUAAGAGAGGCAGUGCAAAGGAAACUGGUGCAAGCGGACGAAUUUUUGCUGGUUCAAGGUUUUUGCUUGUGGGAAAAGGAAGCAGAGUCCGCGGGUGGCGUAACUGGUCAGCUUCUUAAUGGUAAUUUGGAAGACACGCAGUUGCAGACGACGAAACAGCGUGAAAGUUUGUGGAGGUCCUUAUUAGACCAAAAACAGACCAUAUCCGAGGAUCGCCUUCAAAAGAACUUUGAACUAUCUCAACAAGCAUGGAAAAAUAGCGGUGGAGAGUCUGUGAAUAAUCUCUCCGAAGACAUUAGAUAUGUCUUUGAUAGCAACGUCGAGGUCUCAAAGCUAGCAGAUGAUGCCCUAUUUACAUGGAUGAAAAUCUUCCUUCUCGGAAAUGCAUUUUAUCUUGCAGAAGAUUGAUGAAAAAUUAACAAUCUUUCUAUGUACCGACAAGAGCGACAACUUAUUCUACUAUGACAACACCGACAGGGAUAAUUUUCGAUGACUCAAAUCUCAGAAUGCAUCUAAUCAGAAGAAACCAAUUGAUUGGUCAACAUACUCCUCUGGCGUGACAGGGGACAAGGAAAUGGUAGAGCAACUGUCAUUUGGACAUACUUGGACUCUACUCCCUGCUGGGUAUCACAUGGUUUGCUGUAUAUAAACCGUCGAAGAUUAGGUCCGGAUCCAUUUUGCAGGCCAGUCUCUGAACUCAAUGAAUCGGUACGAACGAUAUCUAUAUUGAUAUACGUAACGUCGGGGCUUGCAUCUCUGGUGGUAGGGGUUCCUGUAACAAAUACUAGUUCAGUUGCAUCCAGGUCUUGUAACAGACCAUUUCGGAUUGAUUUGCAGAAAGCUUCACAGAUGGCUCUGUCGGACAGCUUUGAGUUUCUAGAUUUAGACUUCAAAGCCUCCUCAAUAACUCCUUUUGGUACCCGACAGAUACACGGGCUCUCCCAUUCAAGAAAUGUCGGAAGUGAAGUACUCUCUUCGAAACGUCUUGGUUUCUUUCCCGACAGCAAUAAUCUCACAUAAUAGCGAUUAUCUUCGAUUAAUAUCUCUUGGGUCUCAUUCUGCGAGGUUGUUGAUUUGGAGCUUUUGGUCUCGUCCUUCGCAACAACAAGAAGUUUCUCUGCAAUUUUAGUCAUGUCACCUGUGAUACUUGCAAUGACUUUACGUAGACAAGUAACAUCUUCAACGUACUGCUUCCGCUGAAGUAUUGCAUUCAAUCCAAGUCCCCUGGUUUGAAGUGCCCGAGUUUCUUGGCCGUCAAGCACGCUCAUAACUAUCCUCAACAACGACUCAAGUCGUGUAUAGGCUAAAGCAUCUGUUCCACCCUCUUGACUGUACAUAUCUACAGCUUCUUUUGAAACAGAUAUCAACAACGAACAAAUAUGUUGAAGAGUUGGGCGAGAUAACUCCAAGUUUUGGGAUACUUCAUCGGUAGUUAGUAGCCCCUCUGGUUCGAGAAAAGAGUUUGCAAACGUCAUGACUUGAGCAUUUCCUCGUUCUGGAUUGCCUAUUUCGACUCCUACUGUUGAUAGCCAGAGUGACCGACGACUAUCAGACCAAAGGGAGAAGCGAUUUGGUCUCCAAAUAUAAUUUAAAUGAGGUA